AUGUCGUCGUCGUCGUCGAAGAAGCAAACCCUCUUCAUAUCGACCCUAAUCAUCUCAUGGUAUUCAUCAAACAUCGGUGUUCUUCUCCUCAACAAGUUCCUCCUCUCCAAUUACGGCUUCAAAUUCCCGAUUUUCCUCACAAUGUGUCACAUGUCCGCUUGCGCUAUCCUCAGCUACAUCUCCAUCGUCUUCCUCAAGCUCGUCCCUCUCCAAUCCCUCAAGUCUCGAUCCCAAUUCCUCAAGGUCGCCACUCUCAGCAUCGUCUUCUGCGCCUCCGUCGUCGGCGGCAACAUUUCCCUCCGUUACCUCCCCGUCUCCUUCAACCAAGCCGUCGGUGCCACCACCCCGUUUUUCACCGCUCUCUUCGCUUACGUCAUGACCCUUAAAAGAGAAGCUUGGGUUACCUAUGGUGCUCUCGUCCCCGUCGUUGCAGGCGUCGUCAUCGCCAGUGGGGGCGAGCCAGGAUUUCACUGGUUUGGUUUCAUUAUGUGCAUUAGUGCUACGGCGGCAAGAGCCUUUAAAUCUGUUCUUCAAGGCAUCUUACUUUCUUCAGAGGGGGAAAAACUGAACUCGAUGAAUUUGAUGUUGUAUAUGUCCCCAAUAGCAGUCAUAGCUCUUCUUCCAGUGACGCUAGUUAUGGAACCAGACGUGAUCAGCUUGACCUUGACGCUUGCUAAACAGCAUCAGUACAUGUGGAUACUUCUUUUGGUUAACUCGGUGAUGGCUUAUUCAGCCAAUUUGUUGAAUUUUCUGGUUACAAAACACACAAGCGCCCUCACUCUCCAGGUUCUUGGGAAUGCUAAAGGAGCAGUUGCAGUGGUGAUUUCGAUCUUGAUUUUUCGAAACCCUGUUACGGUUAUGGGAAUUGGCGGCUACUCCAUUACCGUUCUUGGGGUGGUUGCUUACGGAGAGACAAAACGCAGAUCUAGAUGA
Microthlaspi erraticum is the source of this 933-nucleotide messenger RNA. The record is from the annotation of a GenBank genome assembly. Lineage: Eukaryota; Viridiplantae; Streptophyta; Magnoliopsida; Brassicales; Brassicaceae.